GUCGGUGGGGGAAAACCGGUGUUGUGUGUUGCCCCAGCUGUAGACAGGCGAAGCAGAGGCCAAGUGUUAUUUUGAAAUAAAAUGGCAUCGCAGUCGUUGGUGGUGCCCGAGUGAACCGUGAUGCCUCGACAGGUGGCUUCCCAGGUUGAGUAAGGACUGAGAGCACAGAUCAAGAGAGAGGAUCAUGGGCAAGCAGAACAGCAAGCUGAAACCUGAGGUACUCGAAGACCUCAGGCAAAACACAGAGUUCUCCGACGCAGAAAUCCAAGAGUGGUACAAAGGCUUCCUCAAGGACUGUCCCAGCGGUCACCUUAGUGUUGACGAGUUCAAAAAAAUAUACGGAAACUUCUUUCCUUAUGGCGACGCUUCAAAGUUUGCGGAACAUGUUUUCCGGACGUUUGACGCAAACGGCGACGGCACAAUUGACUUCCGGGAAUUCUUAUGCGCCCUGUCAGUAACCUCAAGAGGGAAGCUGGAGCAGAAGCUCAAAUGGGCUUUUAGCAUGUACGAUCUUGACGGCAACGGUUACAUUUCAAGACAGGAGAUGCUGGAAAUCGUUACGGCGAUAUACAAGAUGGUCGGCUCUGUGAUGAAGAUGCCAGAGGACGAGUCGACGCCAGAGAAGCGGACGGACAAGAUUUUCCGUCAGAUGGACAAGAACCAGGACGGCAAGCUGUCGCUGGAGGAGUUCAUCGAGGGCGCCAAGAGCGACCCGUCCAUCGUGCGGCUUUUGCAGUGCGAUCCGCAGGCCCAAUGACUCUUCUAAAGCAGCAACUGCAUCUAGCUCAAUGUGGGACGGGCCGUCUGGGUCGUGGGGCGCACACGACCCCGGCGGGACCCCACCAUGGGCUACUUGCGGCUGCUGCUUGGUGCCGUGCGAGCAGGCCACGUGUUCUCCUGAUUGCUUUCGUUUCGUUUCUCCUCCACUCGUGAAAAGAAUGAGUAAAGAGUCCAUUGCCAGCUGAAGAGGCGUCAGUUCUCCCGUCUCGACUGACACACAAGGAAACACCUGUAUGUUUGCAUAAUGUACCGUUAUGGAAAAAAUACACUCGCUCUCGCUGCCCCUACGAAUAUGAUUAACUUUUGUAAUUAAGUACGUUUCAUAGCUGAAAAUAUUUUAAUCCGUUAUAAUUUCGUGUACCAGCCUCCUGGGAUUUCCUUAUUACUCUUCAUUUGUAUCUGUACGCUUGCGUUUUUUUAAUUAAUUGAUUGAUUAUUAGCGAGGCUGCUAGUCGAGAUUCGGCCUUGAAUGCGAGCGUGGCGACGUCGACUGACGCUUUGACGACGAGGAGGAGGAAAAUGCCUUUCCUAAAUUAGAAACUGUAGCGGAUCGCCACCAAUGCGCACAAAGUCGAAUGUCGGCAGCCAAGUCUCCUGUACCACUCACUUGUUUUUCCGUUUCUUUUCCACGUUUUCAUGCCCGCGUGCGAGAAUAAUACUACUUGUAGCAGUUGUGUUUUCCUCUCAUGUCGCCAACAUUCCCCAGCAACUUUGAUAAUACUAUGUAAACGAGAAGUAGAGACCCCCUUUCGUGGCGGGACAAUGUCAGUGUUUAGAGGCGAGGACUGGUUUAUACACUACAACUUACUAAUCGUCUUGUAUAACAUUUUGUGUUUAGUGUUUUUGCUAUGCGUAUAACCUCCCCCUCCCCGAGAACCACCCCCAGUCCACCAGAUCGUUUGUCUUUUCUAUUCGUGGUUGAGGCCGCUCUGUGAGCCGUCUGCUGCGCGUUCCAGUCCCCCGGGGGGAAGACGGGGCGAGUUGCGGUGCUCGUCUCGGGGCCCGGACCCGCAGUCGGCCCGGUGAGCGACUGCUUUUUCCGGGCCGACUGCCACGGGCGCCCGAGAACCCGCCCCGACCCACCUGAGGAGGCGACCUCCAUCCCUUCAGCCGCGCAGCCACCCUUCUCUCCCGGUCGACAUCGGAGGGGAACGGAAGCGGUGGUUGCGCGAGACGCUCAAGUGCGGACUCAACCGCACGACUUACUGACUGUGGCCAUGCGAUGUUGAAUAUUAUAUAUACAAUAAUUAUUAUACAAAUAAACAUAUAAACUGAUAAUUUCACGAUACAAAACUCCCACUCCAUAGCGUAAUAAUUUACUGGAAAAAGUUAACUGUAAUUUAAAAGAAUCUAGUUGAUGAGAUAAAAAGAGGAUAAUGUGCAUAAAAACAUAAACACGCGCGACGACACACUAAUAAUUUUUAAAUUUUAAGGAUAACUGCAUAACGGUUUUUGCUCAUUCUCCAUACCGACGGGCGCCCCCCGGCACGGCCCGUGGUGGCCUCGAGGGGGCUCCGCCAGCUAAUCGCGUUUAGACGAAGAUUUGAAAUUUUUGCGGCGAGGCAUGCAGCGCGACAAAUUGCAAGGAAGCCACACUUCUAGGCGCAGAGAGUGUGUAUCGAUACAUUUAUACAUUUAUCAGCCGCCUAACACCUUAAUCAGUCACUUAACACUCACACACGUUGGUUCAGAACUAUUUGAAAUUUUAAUAGGAAAAAGUAUACACGGUCCACGGACGAAGUUGUUCCUUCUUCGGAAAUUUUAAAAUAAUUCAUCUUUCUCUCGCUUUCUGCAUAAUUGCAUAAUAAAACCCUAGCCUUUUCGGUGUGUGCUAUGAAAUUAAAAAACCUUCGAAUUCUCGUUUCGAUGAUUGAUUUCCUCCCCAAGCAUUUUGAUGUUGCGAACAUUUUAGACAAGCGAUGAAUUCUUGGACAAGACUGCUACGCAUAGCAGGUGCAUUUGAGUAAAGUAAAUAAUUAAUAAAGAAAAUCGUUUGUGGUGUGUAUAAAACUACCUGUAAAUAAAACCUUCACUCUAUCUGUGUGUAAGAUUCCUCCGCAAGAUAUGUAUGAAACCAUAAAUAUAUUAUAUGCUACGCAGAUUGAAAUUAAAAGAAAACCUACCGUUGUUAUCAUGGCAUCGCGAGGUGCCGCGCGCAAUUCAAGCACACACGCGAAUUUUUGCAUGGAAAUAAUUAUAUAAUAUAUUCACUAAACACGCGCGCACUACAACAUACGAGAAAAGCGCGGUUUAAAAAAUUGUUCUAUUGUUCGGUAACGCAAACACACAUACGAUCGUGUUGUUGAAGCAAGUUUCCGAAAGCGAUUCAAACCAACGCCGCCUGCUUAUCAUAUUCUCAGCGUAGUCGAACCGAUCUAGAGAUUUCAUCUACCGAAAAUCACGGCCCAGAGAAGUUGUAUUCAAAAAAUAUAGCUCAAAACGUGACUCGGAAUGGGCGAUUUCGACAAGUCGUGUAUUUAAUGUAACUAACUAGCCUGCUCGUGGUUGUUUCGUGAAAAACUGUAAUCGUGUCUCUGGGCGCUUUGAACACUCAGGAAAAUUGCGCGAAUGGGCGUCUGCCACCGUAAUUCACAAAGUGUCGGAGGACAUUUCACUCUGCAGGAUCGAGAGUUUCGAAAGGUGUUGUUAUUUUGGUUUCAUUUCCCCGUGCGUAUUCACUCCCGCUGCCCAUUAAUAAUAAAUUCUGCUCGGUGAUAAAAUGUUGUUGAAUAAUUAUAAAUGUACUCCGUAUAUAUUGUUAAAACAGCAAACACGAUUAUUAAAAUUACCUAUUUAAAAUAAAAGACGAACGUAUUCAGAACACUCGAGAAGUUUUCGAAAUGGAAAAUUACCGGUUGGUUCCGCGAGGAAAGAAAAUGGUAGGAAAUUCUGCAUCUUCUGGUCUGCCUUUUUAGCUCCCACCCCCAUGAAAAAAGAGUAGCACCGAAUUUUGCAAUGCAGCUAUGAAAAUAAAUUUUGUGGAAAUUUUUGCCCAUUUUCGGGCGAGAAACUCGCGCCAGAAGUGCACUUUUUGCAGAUUUCGAUUGGACACACACCUCGCUGUCCGACCGGUGGCCAUCGAGGGAUUUUCCGUUUCGCUUUUCCUUACGCGCGUGUCAUGGACGUGAAUUGCGCCUUUUUCACACUCACACUUAUUCAAAAUCGGUGUGUUUUUGAUAAAAAUCGCCGCUGCUGCGCUUGGUGUUGAUCGAAAUGGAAAAAAAAUUAAUCACGCGAGAUAUAAAAAAUGUAGCCUCUCUUUUGCUCUGCGCGGUUAUUCAAAGAAACUUUGAAAGCAAUAUAAUAUAUUCUGACGAGAAAGAAAACCAACACACACAGGUACGGACACACAAACAUGUUUUAUAUACAAUUCAAUGGUCAAUGUUGUCUCUGCUGCCGCGGGGCUCAAAAGUCGAAUUUCCGAUCCCCGCCUCGCCUUUCGUUUUGUGCGCCUUGAUUCCCCCUUCCAAUCUUCAUUUGUGUGAGAUAAUUCAAAUCACGUCGGUUAUGCAGCGAUCGUUUGGGCUUGUGCAAUAAUUUUCAGACAUAAAUUUUCACCCUCUGAUCGAAUCGAAUAUUAUAUUUUUGCUCUCUGCCUUAAGAGUAAGAGCGCUCUCGAUUCCAAUCAUUAAACAGCCGUUUGUACUUAAUGGGAAAAAUUUUGAAACACAAGCCUCUGCAUCGCUCGUUUCGUAGCGCGCCUCUUUAAUUUAUAAUCUAGUCUGUAAAAUUAUUUCUAGAGAUUUGAGUUUUUUAUGAGUCGGGAUAUUUUUCUUUUGAUCAUUAUUUCAAUCGACGGUUUCGCACAAAAUUGCUCCGAGCGAGUAUUAAUUUAACUUUAGUUGUAAUUAGUUUUGUCCGCAUUAUAAAAAUUAUCACACAGACACACCUUUUACAGUAGCGUUCGAUCGCUCCGAGUUGCAAUCAACCAGCCGUACAUAAGGUUAUUAUGUGUAUUUAUAUGUAAUGGGAAAUGAUCUUAGGUUUAAUCAGGAUUAACGAGUCACACACUAUUACUUGAGUUUGUAUAACAGCUGAUUCCCGUCGCCCUGUUGAUUUACACAAUUCUCGCUGAGAAGGAAACUUCGUAAUUUGUAAAAUUGCCUUCGAUGAAUAAACGUGUUACGAAUUCA
Molecule: messenger RNA, 4913 nt
Organism: Cloeon dipterum
Lineage: Eukaryota; Metazoa; Arthropoda; Insecta; Ephemeroptera; Baetidae
Gene: Nca
Product: neurocalcin homolog
Exons: 4
Coding region: 185-757 (190 amino acids)
Molecular function (GO): calcium ion binding
Source: RefSeq, a predicted model, not a curated record